GUGCGGUCUAUGCGUGGUCUCAGCACGCCUUCGCUUUCCGUCCCGCUCAAGCCGCUGCACGUUCAAUUUGCUUGCUGAGGAUCAGCUGUGGUUAGAUCAGCUCGGCUCAGGGGCGAGCAUAUACAAAUGUUGCUGCUUGUUAGCCAAUUGAGAACUACCACGAGCAGCAUCAUUACCCCUAUGAUGCCUGCAACACAGUCCAUACUUCCACUCUUAUAGUUAGCUCUAUCUACAUAUCUAGGUACCUUGCUAGAACUCACUCCCCGUACAAUUGCUUUUGAUGGUCCUUAGGGUAUAGGCAGAGGUGUGGGAUCAUGUCGACGGGUGAGGCCGUUCUAAGCACCAACAGGCGGCGAAUCAUGCAGUCGGCCCCGCCUCAGAUGCCAAAAUUUGCUGCAGGUUCUCAACUGUUGCAUUUCAAACAGCCGCCGCCCAACAGCGUCCUAUAGCGCCGCACGGCAGCCUGAAUGCCGCAGCCACAGCCGGAGUCGCAGACGUCAGCACAGCCAAUGCACCACCGCAUCUUCUAUACCCACAACUCAAGUCCACAAAAUACCUCGAAAGAACAUGAAGCCUUACGAGAAGGUCCCGCCUGCCGACCCACGGGCAGUGCACUCGGUGCAACACUUAUGUUCCAAGAUCAAGACUCUCUAUCCCUCCUACGUGACAGACUUCGAGAAGAGAUAUGGGGCAUGGCAGACCACUUGGUACGCUGGUAUAAAUCUGUUCUCAUCCGUCCCCGAUCUCACCGGCCCGCCUGAAUUCCAAGACUUGGCCAAGUUAGGGCCAAAGAGUCUCCCGUUGGUGGUUGAGAAACUCACUCAGCCAGAUGACUUCUUUGCGACGACCCUCUAUAACAAAAUCGAAAAGAACUCAAAGUUCAAAGUAGACCCGAAUAAUACGCUCGACUACUGCAUACUACAACGCCAUGCGAACUUAGUGGUAGACAUGAACUACGACCGUUACAGCGAUGUGGAAGAGGCACUCAGGCAGUUCAAAGCUUCUAUGCAACAAAAGUACUACAACCUCGACACCAACCUGACCGACUGUGCCGAUGACGAUGCAUAUAAACGCCUCACCGAGCUUGGCGAGGGUGCCAUCGCGCACAUUAUGAUGGAGUGGAAGACUAACUCUAACGAGCAGGUAAACCGAAUCUGGGAAAUAUUGAUCAAUGAUAUUGUCCAUGGCCGUCGCCCCGGCGACUUGGAAUCUGGGCUAGGCCGCUGGGAGGACUGGAAUGAUUGGUUCGAGAACAAGGACUACGACGACGCGCCUUGAUUACCAGGGCAGUUUUUUGUUGUGUGCGCCGAAGAAUGUGCAGGGAAAUGGCCGGGAAGCUAAAGUUUUGGGAGAAGGAGAGUAGGAGAUGCUGGACUUUUAACUGAAUAUGGGGUAUGUCGGGCACUGCACAUCCAGCCCACCGUGACACCUCAACUGAUGCACGGAUGGGCACAUACUGGCGUUUCCAUGUGUAUAACUUCUUGAAGCCAACAGAUGCUGCCGUUAUGGCACAGUGGAUGAGAGAACACAAACUGUGUAAGCAUUUCGCUCGACUAGAUGUCAUGUUUUGGGCUCAGAGUUUUAACACCUGGGCAUCAAUGAUCGGAGAACCUUCUCAGCCUACAAAAGCUCUUGGGAGACGAAAAUAACUGUACCAUGUCAGUGCAAAGCUCGUGCUUUGUCUUGUGCGACAAGCGGGAG
Molecule: messenger RNA, 1701 nt
Organism: Diaporthe batatas
Lineage: Eukaryota; Fungi; Ascomycota; Sordariomycetes; Diaporthales; Diaporthaceae
Exons: 3
Coding region: 568-1278 (236 amino acids)
Source: RefSeq, a predicted model, not a curated record